Molecule: messenger RNA, 954 nt
Organism: Arachis duranensis
Lineage: Eukaryota; Viridiplantae; Streptophyta; Magnoliopsida; Fabales; Fabaceae
Exons: 2
Coding region: 1-954 (317 amino acids)
Source: RefSeq, a predicted model, not a curated record
AUGGCCACAUCGAUAUCGAGCGACCACAAACAGCUUGAUUAUCAUGUCAUAUGUGCGAGGAUCUUUCCAUUGGUUAGAACUAAUGCGUCGGUGUCGAUUAAGGUGCUGCAAGAGGCAACGGAGGCGACAUAUGGUUUCAGGCCUAGUUAUAGGAAGGUGUGUAUCGACGGAACACACCUGUAUGGCAAGUAUGGAGGGACGUUGUUGUUGGCGAUUGCUCAAGAUGGAAACUCGAAUAUAUUGCCUGUUGCGUUUGCACUCGUGGAGGGGGAAAAUGCAGAGUCUUGGUCAUAUUUUCUAUCCAACCUUAGAAGACAUGUUACUCCAGAGCAAGGUAUCCUCGUGAUUUCUGAUCGACACAAUGGCAUCAAGGCUGCACUGGAGGCACCAGAAAGUGGUUGGCGACCUCCCCAUGCUUAUCAGGCAUUCUGUAUUUGGCAUGUUGCUACAAAUUUUGCCCUUACUUUCAAGGGGCAGGAUGCAAGGAGGUGGCUGGUAAAUGCCGCUUAUGCAAAGACAGAAGCAGAAUUUGACUAUUGGUUUGAUAUAAUGAGGACAGAGAACUCGGCUUUGUGUGAUUGGGUAAACAGGAUGGAGUAUGAGAGGUGGACACAGCACAAGGAUGGGGGGAGACGAUAUGGUCACAUGACGACCAACAUUUUUGAGUGCGUGAACUCUGUUUUGAAGGGCACAAGAAAUCUACCGGUGACAUCCUUGGUAAAGUCAACCUAUCUUCGACUGGCUGAGUUGUUUGGUUAUCUGGGGCAGACAGCAGAGGCACAGUUAGGGUUCGGCCACCGGUAUUCCCAGGCACUUAUUAAGGCCAUUGAACGAAACUUGAGGGAUUCGAGGUGCUUCACUGUGACCGUGUUUGAUAGGCAUCAACUUGACUAUACAGUGGUAGAGACUACCCCCACAGGCAAAUUCUUGUUGGUAGCUACUGGGUUUCCCUAA